AUGUCUCGUAUAGCUAAAUCAUCAAACAGCCUCAACAGUUCAACCAAACCAACUCAACCUACCACAGCCUCAAGUCAUCCUCCAAGUUCAACAAGACAAUCUACUCGAACUCGUCUUACUUCAACUUCAAGUCUCACUCGUCCACCAUCCAGAGUCAAUCAACCUCAAACACAUUCACGCUCUACAACCUCUGCAAAGAGAGUCCCAGAACCUAAACUAUCGCAAUCCAGUCAUCAUUCAAACUUUGAUUCUAAAACUUCUCAUACUGAAGCAACCGAUGGACCCAUCAAUUCUCAACAUCCUGGCGCGAAUAUCAAAGUGGUAGUCCGAUGUCGUGGAUUGACCGAAUUAGAACGCGAUCAACAAGUUGUUUUGUUCACCGGAGGCGUUCGUGGUCGCGAACUGACUGUCAACGUCAACAAUCAGCCCACCGGAGGCGCAGGAGACGCGACAGGUUCAAACGAUGCCAACUGUCCUCCCGAUGAUCCCGUGCCGCUUGACACAGGUUAUGGAUCCUCUUUGGUUGAGGACCCUAAAAAGAACGCGAAUACCAAGACAUACCCUUUUGAUCACGUUUUUGGGCCUGAUGCCGAUCAAUCCCUUAUCUUCAACGAUGUCGUUUCACCUAUUUUGACAGAAGUACUUCAAGGUUACAAUUGUACUAUCUUUGCUUAUGGUCAAACCGGUACAGGCAAAACAUAUACGAUGACAGGUGAUUUGAGCAUUCCCACCACCACUACCAUCAUGCCAACUAUCAAAAGCUCAGAAGGUUCAUCCUCUCCAAUGAAUCCAGAUGGACUUCAAAACUUAUCCCCUACCUCAGAUCCUACACCUCUCAUCAUCCCAACUUCACUUACUAAAUACUCUACCGAAGCUGGAAUUAUUCCUAGAGUACUUCAUUCACUCUUUAAUUUAUUAGAAGAUUGUAGUGAAGAAGAAAAAGUCGAAUUUAGUGUAAAAGUUAGUUUUGUAGAACUUUAUAAUGAAGAAUUAAGAGAUUUGAAUUAUAUUGGAACAGAUUCAGAAACGAAUACGAACAAUAAUACUGGAAAUUCGAAUACCAAUGGAGCCCCUCCAAUUGGUUCUACUAAUUUGAAAAUCUUUGAAGAUGGCACAUCAAAUAAGAAAGGAGGAGGUUCAGGAGGUUCAGGAGUUUAUAUACAAAACUUAACAGAAGCACCUAUCAGUUCAGCAAAAGAAGGAAUCAAGAUUUUAACAUUAGGUUCAGCUAGAAGACAAAUUGCAGCCACUAAAUGUAAUGAACAAUCAUCUAGAUCUCAUUCAGUAUUUUCUAUAACGAUUCAUGUUAAAGAUACGAAUGGAAAAGAAGGAAAAGAAGAUCAAUUGAAGAUUGGAAAAUUGAAUUUGGUUGAUUUAGCUGGGAGUGAGAAUGUGGGAAGGUCUGGGGCUGGAAAAGAGUUUGGUAGAGCACGUGAAGCUGGGAUGAUUAAUCAAAGUUUACUGACUUUAGGGAGAGUGAUCAAUGCAUUGGUGGAAAAGAGUAGUCAUGUACCAUACAGGGAGUCCAAGCUAACCCGACUCUUACAAGACUCGUUAGGAGGAAAGACCAAGACGUGUAUCAUUGCGACGGUUUCACCAGCUCGAAUGAAUAUUGAAGAAACCCUUUCAACAUUAGAUUAUGCACUUCGAGCCAAAUCGAUCAAAAACCGACCAGAAUUGAAUAAUAAGAUUAAUAAAGCAGCCCUCAUUAAUCAAUAUGUACAUGAGAUUGAAAAAUUAAGACAUGAUUUGAUUGCUACACGUACGAAGAAUGGAAUUUAUUUUAAUGAAGAAAGGUGGUCAGAGAUGGUAAAUGAAUCAGAAGGUAAAAACCGAAUGAUGAUUGAAUCACGUAGAAAGAUUGAAUUGAUUGAAUUGGAAUUGAUGAGAACCAAGAAAGAGUUUGAGAAAUGUUUAAGAAUGUUAAAUGUUAGAGAAGGAGAGAUUAAAAAAAUUCAAGAUGAAUUGAAUAAAAGGUUAAAUGAAUUAGAUGAAUUGAAAUCGAUUAGAGAUCAUUUAGAAACCGAUUUGGUUCAAGAGAAAGGUGCAAGAGAGGUGAGUGAAAGAAGUAGGAGUAAAUGGAAAGGUAGAUGUCAAGAGGCUUAUGAAGAGAAUGAAGGAUUAAGGGCCAAGAUUGGUCGAAAGGCAGCAGUUGAGGCUCUUAAUCAAGAUACAAUCAAAGUAGUCGAUCAAAGUAUGAAGGCAACUAGUAGUAAACUUCAAACUGAAUUAGACGGAUUUAAAGUCAACUUUAAUCAACUUCAUAAGACUAUGCAAGACCGACUUACGAAAUUUGGACAAAAGCAUUCAGAAGAAAUUUCAGCAUCGCAUACACAUUUAGAAGAAAGACUGGAAGGUUUAACACAAUGCCAUACGAAAGCAGCGGAGAUGAUUGAGGAUCUUGAAGGGACCGGUCAGGAUUUGAUUGGAGACCGACUUUUGAGGAAGAUGAUUGGGGAAGAGCUUUUGAAGGCUCAUUCAGAUCAUCUGAAUGAAGUCAACGCAAGAGAAUCAGUAAGGUUAAAUGGAUUGCAAUCUAUGAUUGAAGAAAUCAAAGAAGAGGCUUUGAACUAUAGUGAUCGGAUGUGGGGAUGUGCAGAAAAGACGGUAGAAGUGAUUCGGAAGAAGUUUAUAGAGGAUCGAAAAGGAUUGAUCCAAUCGCAUGAAGAAGAGAAACGAGAGUUGCUGGAACAGACAGAUUUACUUAAACAACAAAUUGAAAAACUUCAAGAAGAUUAUAGAAAAGAAGAAGAACAAGGAUAUUUAGAUACAGAAGAAUUGAUGAGGAUCAUCAGUCGACAAAGAGAAUCGAAUCUGAAAAGGAAAUUGAAAGAAACAGAAUCAAUUGUUCAAUCACUUGAAGAUUUAAGUCAAAGACAAGAUCAUAAGAGAAGAAGGAUUGAUGAAUUUCAAGAAGGUUUUGAUUUGGCUCACAAUCGAUUAGAAGUUCAAUUAUCUACGGAGUUAGAUGGUACACGGGUUACUGUACAAGGGUUUGAUGAGAACUUGAAACAGAAAGCUAAGGCGGCUUCGAAAGCGCUGGUGACCGAUCACGAUCAAGCUCUUGAAGCUUCUCAAGUCUAUUUUGAAGGAGUAGAUCAAAUCGAAACUGAAAUGAAGACUACAUGUAACCAACUCUUGGACGAAUUUGAACAACGUGGCGAAAAGCUUGAGUCCAGUUUGACAAGAAUGUUGAAUGAGACGAAAGAGAGUUAUGGAACACUAAGGUCUAAGAUGAAAACGGUUGAAGAUGCAGUGGAGGAUGUAGUUGAAGAAAGUAAGAAAGAGUUAAAUGUACAAUGCAAUUCAACAAAUGAAUGUAUAGAGAAAUCUAUCAACUUAAUGGCCAAUAUCCAACAAGACGUUCAUACUUAUCUAACAAAAGAAAUCAAACAAGACGUUGUAACAGGACAAACACCGAGAGCUAAACGAGUAGUACCAGAAGAAGAAGAGGAGGAGGAAGAAGAGGAAGAUAAUGAGAAUGAAGUCAAAGGGAAUGAAGAAGAAGAAGAAGGAGAAGGAGAAAGGCUAACAAUGUUAGGUAUGAAGAAUAUGUCUUCUGCUUGUAAAAGGAAAAGAUCGAUUUCUGGUUCAUCUGGUAAUGGUCAUAGUCAUGGUGGAAAACAUAGAAUUCAUAUUGGAAUUUUACGUGAUAAAGCUAAUCAAAGUCUUUCAAGGAAAUAAUUCUUUUCUGAUUCCUUUGGUAAUUUUUCAAUACAUACAUUUAUUUUUUCAAAAGCAAAUAUACAAUCACUUUUUGAAUGUUUAAUUGUUUUGAUUUAAUUACUUUUUUUUGAGUUUUUUGAAGACUUUUUGUUAGAGAUUGUAAUUAGGUUCUGGAAAAAACGGACACCGUUUCUUUUUGGUUUUCUUUCUUGGUUUCUUCUCGUAAUUUUUGAUUUGAUUAGUUAUAUUUUAUUUAUCAUCGUCAUCGUCAUCGUUGUAAAGUUCGGUUUUAUCAGUCUUUGUAAUUUGAAUGUUUUAGUAUUUGUU
Messenger RNA from Melampsora larici-populina 98AG31, 3993 nucleotides. RefSeq lists its product as uncharacterized. The transcript is spliced from 11 exons. The record is from RefSeq and is a predicted model, not a curated record. NCBI's taxonomy places the organism in Eukaryota, Fungi, Basidiomycota, Pucciniomycetes, Pucciniales, Melampsoraceae. The coding region runs from base 1 to 3684 and encodes 1227 amino acids. Gene Ontology annotation, biological process: mitotic spindle assembly; microtubule-based movement. Gene Ontology annotation, cellular component: nucleus; spindle microtubule. Gene Ontology annotation, molecular function: microtubule binding; ATP binding; plus-end-directed microtubule motor activity.